CCCUCACAUGCAGCUGAGCUGCCGGAGGUUCGCCAUGGAGCUGCACGGGAGAGCUUCACCUGUAGAUGUUUGACAUUUACCUGUCUUUGUAGGAUCGUGGAAAAUAAAAAUCCAAACCCACUUUUAAAGUUCUGCGCUUCGGAUAUCGCAUCGCUGCACAGGAAUUAAGUUUUUUUUUUUCUUUUUUGCGGGCAAUUCUCGUCUCGUGCCGCGCUUCAACAGCGUGGGGGUACUCUGGCUGUUGUGUGCGCGCGCAGGGAUGUCGGCAUGGCUUGCACCAGGAGAACCAAAACUUUGGUGUCAACAUGCGUGAUCCUGAGCGGCAUGACCAACAUCAUCUGCCUGCUGUACGUCGGAUGGGUSACCAACUACAUCGCCAACAUUUACAUCAAGGUGCCGAUGCCUUUACCGGAGACUAAGUUAGAGGGGGACAAACGCGGGGACACGCUCCGGAUCAUGGAGCGGCUGGACCGGCUGGAGAACGUGGUGAACCAGCACAUCCAAGAGACGCCGGGGAGGGGAGAGGACGGUCAGCCGGACUCGUCGUUCUCUGAUUCAUCGCUCUUCGCUCACUGGGGUCAGGAGCUCAGUCCAGACAACCGGCGAGUGGCGCUCAAAAUGUUCCAGUACUAUGGAUAUAAUGCCUACCUCAGUGAUCGUCUCUCUUUAAGGCGUCCAAUACCCGACCUCAGGCCUGACGGAUGCAGAAAUGUUUCUUAUCCUCUGAACCUUCCUCAAGUGAGCAUUGUGUUCAUUUUUGUGAAUGAAGCCUUGUCUGUCAUCCUGCGGUCCAUAAACUCUGCCAUCAACAGGACACCUUCCCACCUUCUUAAAGAGAUAAUCCUGGUAGACGACAACAGCAAUAACAAUGAGCUUAAGGAGAAACUGCAGGGUUUCGUGUCAGAGACUAACAGCCAACGUCCAGGAUUCAUUAAGAUGGUGCGGCAUGCCAAGCAGGAGGGUUUGAUCCGGUCCAGAGUGAGUGGAUGGAGGGCCGCCACUGCCCCGGUUGUUGCCCUGUUUGAUGCCCACGUUGAGUUCAACGUCGGCUGGGCUGAACCCAUUCUGCAGAGAAUAAAAGAGGACAGAACUCGCAUAAUAUCCCCAUCAUUCGACAACAUCAAAUACGACACGUUCGAGAUCGAAGAGUAUCCGCUGUCCUCUCAGGGCUUUGACUGGGAGCUGUGGUGCCGCUACCUCAAUCCCCCCAAGUCCUGGUGGCACAAGAGCAACAAAAGUGCACCUAUUCAGAGCCCGGCUCUGAUUGGCUGUUUUGUGGUGGACAGGCUGUACUUUGAGGAGAUCGGUCUGCUAGAUGAAGGCAUGGAGGUGUACGGGGGAGAAAAUGUGGAACUGGGCAUCAGGGUGUGGCAGUGUGGAGGCAGCGUUGAGGUCCUGCCUUGCGCCCGCAUCGCCCACAUUGAGCGCGCUCACAAACCGUACACCGAGGACCUGACCUCUCACGUGCGGCGAAACGCCCUCAGGGUSGCAGAGGUCUGGAUGGACGAGUUUAAAAGCCACGUCUACAUGGCGUGGAAUAUUCCCGUGGAGGACUCAGGGAUUGAUAUUGGCGACAUCUCUGAGAGGAAGGCUCUGAGGAAGAGGCUGCAGUGCAAAACGUUCCGCUGGUACCUGGUGAACAUCUACCCCGAGAUGAGGAUGUACAGCGACACCAUUGCAUACGGCGUGCUGAAAAACUCCCUGAAGAGUGACCUGUGUCUGGAUCAGGGGCCGGACAACGACAACGUCCCCAUCCUGUACCUCUGUCACGGGAUGACCCCACAGAAUGUGUACUACACCAGUACGCAGCAGUUCCAUGUUGGACUCCUCAGUCCCACCGUCGACGAUGACGACAACAAGUGCCUGGUGGACGUGAARGGCAGGCCACGCCUCAUCGAGUGUAGCUACGCUACAGCCAAACGCAUGAAGCUCCACUGGCUCUUUACUCAGGGAGGAUCCAUUCAAAACAGGAAGUCAAAGAGYUGCCUAGAGCUUAUAGUGAGCAGCGACAAUGAGUUUGGCUACCAACUGGCUCUGCAGAAAUGCACAGGACAGAAAUGGUUCAUCUCAAAUGUGCUGUUUAGCAACUCCCUAUAAUCGGCAGCUGAAAAGAAACACUGGAGUCCGUUAUGUGCACGUUUCUGCACACGUGGCUGUGCGUGUGAUGUGUGAAAGGAUGAGAAGCAGGAGAAUGGUGCACAGUUGAACAAGUUCAUUUUGAGCGACAUAAUGUCCUCUGAUGAGUGSUCAACAUCCCAUCCUAAAUGUUAAACAUUUUAUUUCACCAACAGGAUCAGCCAUAGGUUGCAGAUAUUUUGCAGAAUUGACAAGAAAGUAUAUUAAGUAUAUUUUGUGGUAAAUGCUGUUUAGUCAGACUUUUGUUGACUUUAAAAAAAGGAUAAUUGGUUUGAGAUUUUUKUGUUCAGAUUUGCUACUGUGUAGCAAGUUUUCUGAAUCUUUCCCUGCUGUAAUUAUUUUUAAUUUAGUGUCUCAGGUUAGUUGUUUUAAUAUACAAUUCAGCUGUACAGUUGUAAAAGAAAAGUUAGGAUAAACUGGAAACUGAUAUUUUAUAYAUGUAAAAAAUGAGAUUUUGAAAUAUUUAUAAUGUAUAUCAGUAAAAUAAUUUAUGUAAACUACAAAAGUACAAGUGCCUUUUAUAUUUGUUGCCAAAGGCACGACCAUUUGUUUCACCAUCUUUCUAAAAUAAAACAAAUAAAACUA
Messenger RNA from Austrofundulus limnaeus, 2721 nucleotides. RefSeq names its product UDP-N-acetyl-alpha-D-galactosamine:polypeptide N-acetylgalactosaminyltransferase 18b (gene galnt18b). Bases 268 to 2097 code for a protein of 609 amino acids. The record is from RefSeq and is a predicted model, not a curated record. Gene Ontology annotation, molecular function: polypeptide N-acetylgalactosaminyltransferase activity. Gene Ontology annotation, cellular component: Golgi apparatus. The transcript is spliced from 11 exons. NCBI's taxonomy places the organism in Eukaryota, Metazoa, Chordata, Actinopteri, Cyprinodontiformes, Rivulidae. Gene Ontology annotation, biological process: protein O-linked glycosylation.